AUGUCUACAAAAUCUCGAGAAUUUCAAUUUAUUCUUGGAACAUCCCAAAGUUACAAAAACUCGAAGACAAUCGAAGAGGAAUAUUUCGACCAAAAAAUAAAAGUCGAAAAACUGUUAGUAAAUCCCGCAUAUUCCAUUUAUUUGUCAUUAGAAGAAUUGACAGAAACUUCUGCUAAUUCGAGAGAAGGUUCCAAAUAUACGAAAAAUGAAAGGGAACAACCGCCGCGUUCCUUAAAUCCUUUUAUGAUUUUUCCAGAUAUUAUAUCAACUUUGGCGACCCAGGCAUGGAACGAACAGGAAAAUCCGGCUGUAUAUUAUCUUUUCAUAGAACUAGCCGAUCUAGCAAAAAAACGUUUAUUAUAUUCAAAUCCGGAAUAUAGAUAUGAACCUAGCAGAAAAAAAAGACCUAGGUCACCGCAAAAAAAAAAUAUUAAAGAAAAUUCUCUAGC
Messenger RNA from Dentiscutata erythropus, 449 nucleotides. NCBI's taxonomy places the organism in Eukaryota, Fungi, Glomeromycota, Glomeromycetes, Diversisporales, Gigasporaceae. The record is from the annotation of a GenBank genome assembly.